AAUGGUCAACCCGUUUCCUUCGCAAUUCCAUUCCUCUCACCUCCAUCCUCCUCCGUCCUUCUAUCUUUGUUCCAAUCAUACAAAAUUACUGUCUGUCGCCACGUGGACAACAGAGAUCUGAAACGUUGCACGGUAACUCAAUAAAUCCAUAUAAACAUCAAUACCAUGAUACCGUGCCACCUCGCGCCCAACUUUCCAUCGAUCGGCGUAAAUUCGAUCCUGUUUACGGCGGUCACGUUAUCCCAUCGGAUUAUCCGCGGGAGACAUUCAAUCUCGUACGAUUGAUUCCCGAUUUCUCGUGUUUCACCUUCGCCUCCGUGUCGCCGUGGAGGCCCUCGGUCGUGGGAUAUAUUCGUGAGGCGAGGCUUCGCGCGUGCACGCCACGAAAACCACUGUUGUUAUCCAGCUGGAAGAAAUAAAAACAGGGCCGCCAUCCGUUUCCUUUUUCUGCGAUCGAUCAUGAGCAUCGAGGGUAAGAUCGCGAUCGUAACCGGUGGUGCGAACGGAAUUGGCUUCUGCACCGCUCGUAAGCUACUUCGAAAUGGGGCGAAGGCGGUGGCUCUGUUGGAUUUAAGCGAUUCUGGUGGUGAGAGCGCAGCUGCAGAUUUGAACAACGAGUUUGGAAAGGACAGAGCCAUUUUUAUUGUCUGUGAUGUAUCAAAGAACGAGCAAUUUCAAGAAUCGUUCAAGAAGGUUAUUGACACGUAUGAAACUUUAAACAUUCUUGUAAAUAUCGCGGGUAUUAUGGAUGAUGCUGAUUGGGAAAUUAUGGUCGAUAUUAAUUAUAAAGGUAUCGUUUAUGGAACUAUCUUAGGCUUGCACACAAUGGGAAAAUAUAAGGGUGGCAAUGGUGGUAUUAUCGUGAACAUGUCCUCUGUAGCUGGUCUCGAAGGUAUCCCUAUAGCGCCUAUUUAUGGCGGAACACAGUACGCCAUUGUUGGAUUCACUCAAUCAUUGAAGCAUUAUUAUGAAAAAACUGGCAUCCGCAUGUUGACGAUAUGUCCUGGAUUGACAACCACAGCUAUGGCUGCCAGAUUCAUGUCCACCAAAGAACAUGCUAUGGAUCUUCUCGACGAAGAAACAGCGGCUAUGGCGAUGGUCAAUAUGCAAAAACAACCGCCAGAACACGUAGCAAGUGCCAUUAUCCAAUUAAUCGAGCAGGGAGCGAAUGGCGCAAUAUUCGUUAUCGAAAAUAAUCAACCUCCUUAUGCAAUUGAAUUCCCUAAUUAUACUACUUUAAAAGUCUCUAUCAUGACAGACAAUAUCAAGAACAAAACAGCUUUGAUCACCGGUGGAACGGUUGGACUUGGUUUAAUCUAUGCUAAAAGAUUGUUAGAAAAUGGAGCAAAGUGCGUUGCUCUUCUCGAUUUGAGCUCUUCCCCUGGUCAACAAUCGGUAAAUAAUUUGGAAAAAGAAUUUGGAAAGGGCAAAGCGAUAUUCUAUGUUUGUGACGUGAGCAAAAUUAAUGAAUUCGAAGCGGUGUUUAAAAAAGUUGUGAGCGAUUUGAAAGGCUUAGAUAUUGUCAUUAACAAUGCUGGUAUAUACAACGACAAAAAAUGGGACCAAACUGUAUCUAUAAAUGUCAAUGGUGUAAUCCAAGGAUCAUUGCUCGCUUUUGAUCAUAUGAGCAAGCUCAAAGGUGGUAAAGGUGGCACUAUAGUAAAUAUUGCAUCGAUCGUGGCUCUAGAUAUUAUAUACUGUAAUCCUGUUUACUGUGCUAGUAAACACUAUGUAUUGGCAUUCAGUCGUUGCUUAGCGAGAUACUACAAUAAUACUGGAAUUCGCGUUCUUAUAAUGUGCCCUGGUGUUACAACUACGACUUUACUUGAGGAUCCUCUUUCUAAAUCUUUUGAUUUUGUCACGCAAAAUGAUUUUUAUAACUGCUUAGGAAAAGACAUCCCGCAAACGCCAGAACAUGUUGGAGAUGCUAUGGUAAAACUUAUUGAGAAAGGCAAAAAUGAAGCUGUAUGGGUUUCUAAAGAAGAAAUGCAGAUCAAAGAUAAAAGAGUUAUCAUGACAGGAGUGGCAAGUGGAUUAGGUUUAACUAUUAGCAGAGAAUUGCUGAGAAAUGGAGCAUCUAUAAUAGCGAUGAUAGAUACCGAAGAAUCAGGCAAGGAAACAGUGGAUAUAUUAAAUAAAGAAUUCGGACGCAACCGUACUAUAUUCUACCAUUGUAACAUUGCAAACAAUUCUGAAUUCGAUGAUACGUUUAAAAAAGCUGUGAAGGCACUUGGUGGAUUAGAAAUUUUAGUAAAUAAUGCUGAUGUAAUGAACGAAACUGAUUUUAUAAAAAGUAUUGACGUAAAUGUGACUUCAGUGAUACGUGCAACGCUUCUAGGAAUCCAACAAAUGCAAAAGGAUCUUGGAGGCAAAGGAGGUGCUAUAGUAAACAUAUCAUCUUUGGCUGGUCUCUAUGCUGCACCUCAACUACCAGUAUAUUCAGCCACGAAACAUGCUGUGGUUAGCUUCAGUCGUUCUUUUGCGCAACCAUAUCAUUAUAAAAGAACUGGAGUAAAAAUAUUAGUCAUGUGCCCUGAACUUCCUCAAAUUAUCGAUGUGAAAAAUUUAGAGAACAACAUUCCACAUGAUGAUGUAAUACAGAAGUAUUUUAGAAGAAUGCUCAGUGUCGCACAUGGAUUAGUUUAUGUGCUAAGAUGUGCCCAAAAUGGAAGUAUUUGGAUCAGUGAAGAUGGGAAACCUGUGUACGAGAUACAAUUAUUCGAUAGUUUACCGCAAAAGAAUGAUGAUUUCAUAUUGGAUGAAAAUGAAUCUAAAUUGCAGAUAAAUAUAACAGGUCGGAAAGCACGAGCUGCGUAUACGUCGACAGUUUAUCGCAAUUGCACGCCACGCGCGGAAAAGAACGAAAAUAAUAAAAGAAGACAAUCUUCCGCGUCUGAAAAAGCGAAAGAAAUAGAAGCAAUAUACGGUCUCGUUUCUGGUAAGAACGUGCUUAUAACUGGCGGAGCUGCGGGUUUAGGAAAUGCAUUUAUGAAUCAUUUUUUGAAACACGGUGCAAAUAAAAUAACUAUAUUAGAUAUUGAUAAGGAAAUCGGUAAACGAAUAGAACUAAGUGUAGAGAAAUCCUGCGGAGAAAAAAAAGUGCUCUUCAUUCAUGCUGAUGUUUCUAACCACGAACUUAUGAUUGCGGCUUUUGAGGAAGCUUUGAAUUUUAUGAAUGAUAUUGACAUUGUCAUAAAUAAUGCUGGUAUUUUGGACGAACGAAGAUGGGAAAAAGAAAUAGCAGUUAAUAUUGGAGGAAUGGUUCGUACUGCAUUAUUGGCUAUAAAAUAUUUAAGCAAAAACCAACUUGGACAUGGAGGAACUUUAGUGAACGUUAGUCAACAUAUAGAUAUUAAAAGCACUGCUCAACUUCCAGUUUACACGGCCACCAAACAUGCCAUGAUUGGACUCUCACAAUCUCUCGCGGAAUCUUACCAAAUUGAAAAGACUGGUAUUCGUGUGAUAACCUUAUGUCCUGGCUUGACAGAAACUGCGCUUACAGUGGAUAGUCCAAAUAAAUUACUUUCUCGUGUUAUGAAGGCAGACUUUGUAAAAACUCUCGAACAACUAUCAAUACAAACUCCAUAUGUGGUAGCUCAAGGUCUAAUGUCGAUCUUGAGAGUCGCAGAAUCUGGUAGUAUAUGGGUGAUUGAAAAUGGUCGAACUCCGUAUGAAGUUUAUGUACCAAAUCCACGUAGUUUGCGACGUACAUAUAAAAACAAUUUUACAGUGAUUGAAACCAAAGUAGGGACAAGAGAUGGUCCUAUAAGAGAAGUUUGCGAUAAUACACUGACAGGUCUGAUGAGCUGCGCUUGACAUAACGCUGGAACAUAAAUGGCCAUGAUGAUCUGCGUUCUCCAAGAAGUUCUGUUGAGAUCGCGAUGACUUCUUUUACUUCCUUUCGUUUGAAUAAUUCCCUAGUAUGAUAAAGCUUAGGAAUAACAAAUAGAAAGUUGAAGUGACGAAUGAUCAAAUCGAAUUUUCUUCGAUUACUUAAAAGUAAUUGAGGAAAAGAGGUUCAAGCUACUUGGUAUUUGUUAAUCAUUGAUAAUACAAUGUUAAGUAUUUAUACAGAUAAUGCACGCGUGUACACAUCAUGUUUUAUAUAUAAAUCAAUCACCAUCGUAUUUAAGAAAUUUCUUAAUUAAUUAAAUUGUUGAUGAUAAUAAUGAUAUGACUUGUUUCCUUAUA
Molecule: messenger RNA, 4191 nt
Organism: Apis cerana (Asiatic honeybee)
Lineage: Eukaryota; Metazoa; Arthropoda; Insecta; Hymenoptera; Apidae
Cellular component (GO): cytoplasm
Molecular function (GO): oxidoreductase activity, acting on the CH-OH group of donors, NAD or NADP as acceptor
Source: RefSeq, a predicted model, not a curated record